GUUGUCUGGCCGCUGUGAUUGCCCGCACUCAGUCUGAUAAACAGCUGCUUACCAUUAAGGGCACUUCACUGAAGUUUUCUCCCAGCUCCUCGAAUCGGCAUUUUUUCCCCCGUUUGUGUGUCUGUGUGCGCGUGUUGUUUCUAACGUCCUGUGUCUGUGGAUGUUCACAUAUAGAAAGUCUGCAACGCUGGAAGCUCAAAUCCGGAUUCUAGGUUUGCGUAAUGCUGAGGCGUCCUCUGUUCAACAUCUGGAUUAACUAUUUGGAGUCAGAGCUAGCGGGCCCUACACGAAACUCUGACUGUCCAGCCUAUCUUUAUGGAAAGAUUGCCAUUUUCUCUGGAAUUUAACUCCUAUUGAUAAACCGGGUUUUGUGCAUAGAUUAUGUAUUCUCUAAAAUGGGUGCGAACAAUGGAAAACUGUAUGGAAGCGAGGGUAAAGGGAGCUCAAGCAUCUCUUCUGACAUAAGUUCGAGCACAGAUCACACACCAACUAAAGCUCCUAAGAAUGUGGCUACCACCGAAGAUUCCAGCACACGGACUCUGAGCACCCCCAGCCCUGGUCUUAUCCUACCAUCCAAGUCCUCCUCUCUCUCCUCACCUGCCCUCUCCAGUAAUGGCCAUGAGACCAACUCCUCUUCCUCCUCCUCUGCCCCCGCCGAGACCGUCGCCGUGGUCCACUCUCAACCCGGCACUCACACGCGCUCCCGCCAGUCGAAAAGCCACCACCACGCCCCAAUUGACCUCCUCCCCGACCACGCCCUUCUGCAGAUCUUCUCCCAUCUCCCCACCAAUCAGCUGUGCCGCUGUGCACGCGUGUGCCGCCGCUGGUACAAUCUGGCGUGGGAUCCGAGGCUGUGGAGCACCGUCCGGCUAACGGGAGAGCUGCUUCAUGCCGACCGUGCCAUCAGGGUCCUGACCUACCGGCUGUGCCAGGACACCCCGAACGUGUGUCUGACCCUGGAGACGGUGAUGGUGAAUGGCUGCAAAAGGCUCACCGACCGGGGGCUGCACGUGGUGGCUCAGUGCUGCCCGGAGCUGCGUCGCCUGGAGGUAGCCGGCUGUUAUAACAUCUCUAACGACGCUGUGUUUGAGGUGGUGUCCCGCUGCCCCAACCUGGAACACCUGAACCUCUCAGGCUGCUCCAAGGUGACAUGUAUCAGUCUUACUCAAGAGGCCUCACUCCAGCUGUCCCCUCUACAUGGCCAGCAGAUCUCCAUUCACUACCUGGACAUGACCGAUUGUUUUUCCCUCGAGGAUGAGGGUUUGCGAACUAUCGCCUCCCACUGCCCCCGCCUAACACACCUGUAUUUGCGUCGCUGCACCAGACUGACGGAUGAAGCCUUACGCCACCUGUCUCUCUACUGCCCUGCGAUAAGGGAGCUAAGUCUUAGUGACUGCCGCUUGGUUGGGGAUUUCGGCCUGCGUGAAGUCGCCCGCCUUGAGGGCUGCCUGCGCUACCUGAGUGUGGCCCACUGCACCCGCAUAACUGAUGUGGGCAUGCGCUACGUGGCUCGCUACUGCCCAAGACUGCGCUACUUAAACGCCAGGGGUUGCGAGGGGCUGACAGAUCACGGCCUGAGCCACUUGGCCAGGAGCUGCCCCAGACUCAAGUCUCUGGAUGUGGGUAAGUGCCCGCUUGUGUCGGACAGCGGACUGGAGCAGCUGGCUAUGUACUGCCAGGGCCUGAGGCGAGUGAGCCUCAGAGCCUGCGAGAGCGUAACAGGCAGAGGACUCAAAGCUCUGGCGGCCAACUGCUGCGAGCUGCAGCUUCUCAACGUGCAGGACUGCGAGGUUUCGCCAGAGGCUCUGCGGUUUGUUAGACGCCACUGCCGGCGCUGUGUCAUCGAGCACACAAACCCCGCUUUCUACUGAGACAGGAAGUUCUUGGACUGGUCCUCUGACAAAUGGAUGUUUUAAUAUUCCUGCUGCGGAGUUGGCAGAGUUCAGCGGCUGAUGUGUCAGAACUGGUUGAAAACUGGUGUGCAAUAUGGGCCAGAAUUUGUCUCUUUAAAACCGCUCGGUGGCUGUUACCGCUGUCCUUUGAAAAUACUUCCAUAGAAUGUAUUUAACAUAUUUAUCUGUAAAAAGGUAGAGAAGUGCAGUACUUCAGCAUAUUACUUUUUUCAACACCACAAUUUACCAUGUAACAACAUGCUUCAACACUGAGCACUGGGUACAGUUGUGUUACCAUUUAAAAGCAUUGCAAUAUAUUUUAUUUGAAAGGUCAUCACCUUAAGGCCCUGAAACAUAACCAUUAUCAUACCUUACUACAUCUAUUUAUAAACAGCAAGUAUCUUCAGACGAAACCACUAAGAAUGUAGCUACGAAGCAGCAACUAAAGCAGAUCUGGUGAUUAAAGAUAUCUUCAGUUUCACUUGCUUUAUGUUUUGUGCAUAUGCACUUUAGGCAGUAGUGCUGACAAUCACUUCAACUGAGCUCAAAGUGUCAUCAUUUGCUAAGAACUGAUUUGCUGUAAAUUAAAAGUUACUAUUAGCCAGAGGACUUUUACCGCCAAAUACAAACAAACUGUUAUGGGAUCGUUGUUGAAAAUAAAUAAGAACACAUUGCUGCUACAACUGUGCCAAUAAACUUCUUCAAAAUCUGCCGCCACAACUGUGAGUGUUUUACUCAAACCCUCAUUACUGUCUUAAAGGAUUUAUGCCUGCACAUGUUGGUGAGUCAUUACAGUAACCGAGGAUUAUCUUGGAAUGCAAUAUAUGGAUUUGUAAAAUGUAUUCCUCUUUAAAAAAUGACGUGUGUGGGUUCUACAGGGCAGCAAAAGGUGUAUCCUGCUUUCAGGCCAUUGGCUGAAUUAAACCUGCUUGUAAUUUGAUGCGCA
This is a messenger RNA of Micropterus salmoides (largemouth bass), 2838 nucleotides long. RefSeq names its product F-box/LRR-repeat protein 7-like. Lineage: Eukaryota; Metazoa; Chordata; Actinopteri; Centrarchiformes; Centrarchidae. Gene Ontology annotation, biological process: SCF-dependent proteasomal ubiquitin-dependent protein catabolic process. Bases 396 to 1871 code for a protein of 491 amino acids. The record is from RefSeq and is a predicted model, not a curated record. The transcript is spliced from 4 exons. Gene Ontology annotation, molecular function: protein binding. Gene Ontology annotation, cellular component: SCF ubiquitin ligase complex.